Molecule: messenger RNA, 345 nt
Organism: Rhizoctonia solani
Lineage: Eukaryota; Fungi; Basidiomycota; Agaricomycetes; Cantharellales; Ceratobasidiaceae
Product: Retrotransposable element Tf2 protein
Exons: 1
Coding region: 1-345 (114 amino acids)
Biological process (GO): DNA integration
Molecular function (GO): nucleic acid binding
Source: RefSeq, a predicted model, not a curated record
AUGAUUGUUGACUUGCCAAAGGAUGGUAACUACAACUCUAUCCUAGUCAUUGGUGACAGCUUCACCAAGUACAGGAUAUUUGUUAAAUGCUCCAAGAAACUCAAGGCACCCAAGCUAGCAGAAUUAUCCCUGGAAAAUGUGUGGAAAUGCCAUGGCAUGCCUGAGAAAACCAUAUCUGACCAAGGCCGGGUUUUCAAUAACAAAUUCCUGAGGGCAUUAUACAAAUGCCUAGGAAUAGACCUGCACUUCUCCUUGGCCUACCACCCUUGGAGUGAUGGUCAGACAGAGCAGGUAAACCCUUUGAUUGAUGUUGUACACCACUGUAAGGUGGGUACAUGCUGGUGA